AUGUCCUUCCAGGGCAAGAAGAGCAUCCCCCGGAUCACGAGUGACCGCCUCCUGAUCAAAGGUGGGAAGAUUGUGAAUGACGACCAGUCCUUUUAUGCUGAUUUGUAUGUGGAAGACGGUUUGAUUAAACAAAUUGGAGAAAACCUCAUUGUCCCUGGGGGCAUUAAAACCAUUGAUGCCCAUGGCCUCAUGGUCCUGCCUGGCGGAGUCGAUGUCCACACGAGACUGCAGAUGCCUGUCCUGGGCAUGACGCCGGCUGAUGACUUCUGUCAAGGCACCAAAGCAGCCCUGGCAGGAGGGACCACCAUGAUACUGGACCACGUGUUCCCGGACACGGGGGUGAGCCUGCUGGCAGCCUACGAGCAGUGGCGGGAGUGGGCGGACAGCACAGCCUGCUGUGACUACUCUCUGCAUGUGGACGUGCCCCGCUGGCACGAGAGCACCAAGGAGGAGCUGGAGGCCCUGGUCAGGGACAAGGGUGUGAACUCCUUCCUGGUCUUCAUGACAUACAAGGACAGGUGCCAGUGUACUGACGGCCAGAUGUAUGAGAUCUUCAGCAUCAUCCGGGACCUGGGAGCGGUGGCCCAGGUGCACGCAGAGAACGGGGACAUCGUGGAGGAGGAGCAGAAGCGCCUGCUGGAGCGAGGUAUCACCGGCCCCGAGGGCCACGUGCUCAGCCACCCCGAGGAGGUGGAGGCCGAGGCUGUGUACCGAGCUGUCACCAUCGCCAAGCAGGCCAACUGCCCACUGUAUGUCACCAAGGUGAUGAGCAGGGGUGCGGCUGAUGUGGUCGCCCAAGCCAAGCGCAGGGGAUUGGUUGUGUUUGGGGAGCCCAUCGCUGCCAGCCUGGGCGCUGACGGCACACACUACUGGAGCAAGAACUGGGCGAAGGCUGCGGCAUUUGUCACCUCACCCCCUAUCAACCCGGACCCCACCACUGCAGACCACCUCACCUCCCUGCUCUCCAGUGGGGACCUCCAGGUGACGGGCAGUGCCCACUGCACCUUCACCACUGCCCAGAAGGCUGUUGGCAAAGAUAACUUCACGCUGAUCCCYGAGGGCACCAACGGUGUGGAGGAGCGUAUGUCUGUAGUCUGGGAAAAAUGCGUGGCCUCCGGGAAGAUGGAUGAGAACGAAUUUGUUGCUGUGACCAGUACAAAUGCUGCCAAAAUCUUCAAUUUUUACCCAAGGAAGGGGCGCGUGGCUGUAGGCUCUGAUGCUGACCUGGUGAUCUGGAACCCCAGGGCCUCGAAGAUCCUGUCUGCCAAGAGCCACAGCUCGAACGUGGAGUACAACAUCUUUGAAGGAUUCGAGUGCCGAGGAGCCCCCUCCGUGGUCAUAAGUCAGGGCAGAGUGGUGCUGGAGGACGGGAACCUGUUUGUCACCCCGGGGGCUGGCCGCUUCAUUCCUCGGAAAACAUUUCCAGACUUCGUCUAUAAGAGAAUAAAAGCUCGCAACAGGCUGGCAGAGAUCCAYGGUGUGCCCCGGGGCCUCUAUGAUGGACCAGUCCAUGAAGUGAUGGUGCCUGCCAAGACAGGAGGUGGCACCCAGGCCCGCGCAUCCUGCCCAGGCAAGGUCUCCGUGCCCCCCGUGCGCAACCUGCACCAGUCGGGAUUCAGCCUGUCUGGGUCGCAGGCCGACGAUCACAUCGCCAGGCGCACAGCCCAGAAGAUCAUGGCGCCCCCCGGUGGACGCUCCAACAUCACCUCUCUCUCUUAG
Molecule: messenger RNA, 1719 nt
Organism: Urocitellus parryii (Arctic ground squirrel)
Lineage: Eukaryota; Metazoa; Chordata; Mammalia; Rodentia; Sciuridae
Gene: Dpysl4
Product: dihydropyrimidinase like 4
Cellular component (GO): cytoplasm; cytosol
Molecular function (GO): hydrolase activity, acting on carbon-nitrogen (but not peptide) bonds, in cyclic amides
Source: RefSeq, a predicted model, not a curated record